This is a messenger RNA of Oncorhynchus masou masou (cherry salmon), 2007 nucleotides long. Its product is annotated as proteoglycan 4-like. NCBI's taxonomy places the organism in Eukaryota, Metazoa, Chordata, Actinopteri, Salmoniformes, Salmonidae. The coding region runs from base 721 to 1914 and encodes 397 amino acids. The transcript has 5 exons. The record is from RefSeq and is a predicted model, not a curated record.
ACACAUUCUGUCCUCCCCCACCCUCUUUCCACUCUUUUCCCCUCCCCCUCUCCUCCUCUGGAAUCCAGCGUCCUGGGAGUCUUUCCAUUCGUGCCUGUCUGUGGCAGUCUACGGAGGGAAGAGCAGUCUGCGGAGGGAAGAGCAGUCUGCGGAGGGAAGACCUGGUAGAAGCACUCUGCUACAGGACUAAGCUCUAUUUUCAAAUCUAUAGAUUCUGCCUUCCCUCUCCUGGCUUCUCCAGUGAGCUGCUCUGCUCAAUCUGUGCUGAGAUCUCCUUUUGAUCUGGGCACCUGUUCCAACUCAUCAGCCAGGUGAAGGUGAUUCUUUCUCUGUCUCCCUCAGCCAUUGUUUUUGGGCUUCUUUUCCUCCCUCCCUCCCUCCCUCCUCUCUGUGUUCAGCCCUGCCUCAUGCUUUGAGUGAGUGGGUUUGGCUGUGGCUUGCAGUGCGCGUGGAGCUCCAGAAUAUUCCUCACUAGAGUGAAGGUGUGGAACACUGGAGUAGAAUACUGAGACAGAACAGUGAGGUGUUUUGGUGAGGUAGAAUUAUUUUGUAGAAUACUGAUUUAGAACACUGAGGUAGAAUUUCUGAGUAGCGUUCUGAGCUGGAACUUUAGCAAUAACUUUAAUUCUGAAGUAGAAUACUGUGGUGGAAUACUUGAUCGGAAUACUGAGCUAGAAGUAUUUUGUGGAACAUUCAGGUAGGUACUGUAGAGUAGGGAGGAUGGGGGGUCAUACUGCAGUGGUGUGUUUGGUUCUGCUGGCCCUAUGCUGUGUGCUACUGAUAAGAGGAGGGGAGAGCGCAGGAGGCAUAGUCUCUAUAGGCCAGGCUGUGGAGGAGAGAGGGAUGGAUGGAGGAAUGGAGGCCCUACAUGGAGAGGAGUCCCAGGAUGAGCCGGCUAAAGAACAGGAGCUCACAGAGACGCAAAGACAGACUGGCAAGGCAAAGAGAGCCACAGAGGAAGAAGCCGUACCAGCCCGGGUCAGGAGAGCCCCAGAGGAGGACGAGGGCAAAGGGAAGAAAAAAAAGGGUAAGAAGGACAAGAAGAACAAGGAGUCUAAAGCAGACAAAAAGCUGAAGGACAAGGGAGGCCGCCGCAGCAAAGCACCAACAACUCCACCACCGACCACUACCACACUACCACCGACCACUACCACAGAGGUGUACACAGAGCCAGAGGAUGACUACUGGAACCCUGAUGAUGAUAAGCCAGCCACCCCAGAGACCGACUCAGAGGAUGACUACUGGAACCCUGAUGAUGAUAAGCCAGCCACCCCAGAGACCGACUCAGAGGAUGACUACUGGAACCCUGAUGAUGAUAAGCCAGCCACCCCAGAGACCGACUCAGAGGAUGAGUACUGGAACCCUGAUGAUGAUAAGCCAGCCACCCCAGAGACUGACUCAGAGGAUAAGUACUGGAACCCUGAUGAUGAUAAGCCAGCCACCCCAGAGACUGACUCAGAGGAUGAGUACUGGAACCCUGAUGAUGAUAAGCCAGCCACCCCAGAGACUGACUCAGAGGAUGAGUACUGGAACCCUGAUGAUGAUAAGCCAGCCACCCCAGAGACUGACUCAGAGGAUGAGUACUGGAACCCUGAUGAUGAUAAGCCAGCCACCCCAGAGACUGACUCAGAGGAUGAGUACUGGAACCCUGAUGAUGAUAUGCCAGCCACCCCAGAGACUGACUCAGAGGAUGACUACUGGAAGGGAGAGGAGGAGGAGCCUGCAGGCCCAGUGGUCGACACAGAAGAUGACUAUUGGAAGGGAGAGGACCCGGCGGCCACAUCCCCCCUCUUGUGGUGGAUGGAGAGGUGGACACGGGAGAUGAAGACUACUGGGAAGCCAAAUAUGAGGUGCCCGAGAAUCUUCCUUUCCCUGACGGUAAAGAGGUCGUCCCCACAGAGAAAGAUGACUUGAGCUACGUUGUCACAGAGGAUUCUAUUACACCACCACCUACCUAUGAAAGCCCAUGGUACGAGGAGUAUGACUAUGGAUAUAGUGGUGGAGAGA